This is a messenger RNA of Cryptococcus amylolentus CBS 6039, 717 nucleotides long. RefSeq lists its product as hypothetical. Bases 1 to 717 code for a protein of 238 amino acids. The transcript has 4 exons. NCBI's taxonomy places the organism in Eukaryota, Fungi, Basidiomycota, Tremellomycetes, Tremellales, Cryptococcaceae. The record is from RefSeq and is a predicted model, not a curated record.
AUGACAGAACUCAAACCCUUCCCAGACUCCUCGUCGACAUCCCCCCACCCCGCUCCUCCUCCGCCAUACACCGACCUACCCAACCCAUCUCUUACCCCCCACCGAGCGCCCAACCAUUUAGCGCUCGUCGCACGCACACGUCCCCGACACCGAAUGGGCGAAUCUUACAAGAAUGAACCCAAAGACGUCCUGUUCGACGGCUAUUCCGACGAUCCGAAGGAUGCGCUUAUGGAUUUUGGAUCUGUUCUCGCUCAUCCGCUUUCCGCGCCAAUCGACAUACAGGCUUACUGCACAUUGGUAUACCGAUGCACCCACUUCAAGUCACGUGGUCCUUACUCCGACUUUUACUCGAGCCCAAGGUUGGAAAGUGAGAUCAGAGAGGGAGCCAAGGCUGCUUUGAGAGAGAAAAAAUCCAACAGGGGCUUCUUCCUCGACGAAUUCCCAUGCCCGCCGGGCAAACCCUCGACCACCACCUUAUGGACCUGGUCGCAACCUCGCAAGAGCUUCAUGCCUCGUUUCGCCAAGUCGCCUUUGCACCUCUUGGACGGCGUCCCGAAGCUAUUCGGUUCUUACCAUUUCAUCCUAAAGUCACCGAAGGGCUUUACAAGAAAGGAGGGAGCGUCAUCAUCAGAGCAAUGCGACCGCAGCCUUGGCGGGAUGCGACUAUCCAUCGUCAACAUUAUUGGCGGUUCAAGCGCUUGGGUGUUGUGGACUUAG